Messenger RNA from Dicrocoelium dendriticum, 198 nucleotides. NCBI's taxonomy places the organism in Eukaryota, Metazoa, Platyhelminthes, Trematoda, Plagiorchiida, Dicrocoeliidae. The record is from the annotation of a GenBank genome assembly.
AUGAAUCAUCUGGUUCCGCGGCUUUAUUCAACUUCAACAGUCCGAGCUCACGUUCGACUUCUGAGCGAGAGGGUGCAUCCAAAGGCACAGCCCAGGGAGCAGAGCGAUCAGUGGCCGGUGAGAAAUCUAACAAUUCCAGCAGAGCAAAUCGUCUCUCAAAGUGCUCAGCCCAAGGCUCCAAGCGUUUUGACAAGUUGU